This is a messenger RNA of Ustilaginoidea virens, 2700 nucleotides long. RefSeq lists its product as uncharacterized. Lineage: Eukaryota; Fungi; Ascomycota; Sordariomycetes; Hypocreales; Clavicipitaceae. The transcript is spliced from 6 exons. Gene Ontology annotation, molecular function: zinc ion binding; DNA binding; DNA-binding transcription factor activity, RNA polymerase II-specific. The record is from RefSeq and is a predicted model, not a curated record. The coding region runs from base 1 to 2700 and encodes 899 amino acids. Gene Ontology annotation, biological process: DNA-templated transcription; regulation of DNA-templated transcription.
AUGACGACAGAAGCCGUGCCAGACCACGCUUCCCCCGCCUCUUCGCAGCAUACGGAUUCCGGGGAAAAGAGCACUUGCAGUGAAAAACGAGCGGCAGCAGGGGGCCAGGCCCCAAGCGGCCCCCAUAAAGCCACCAAGCGAAGAGCGGCACGAGCUUGUGUGUCGUGUCGAGCGCGCAAAGUUCGCUGCGAUGUUGUCGAAGGUGCACCCUGCGGCAACUGCCGCUGGGACAACGUCGAAUGCAUCGUGCAAGAAAGCCGUCGGCGAAAAAAGAAAAUCGGCACACCACCAACCUCGCUGGCUUCCACCAGCUCGUCAACCGAGACGCAACUUCGACGCAAAAUCGCAUCCGCUGCCACGUCUACAAGCCAAGCGCAAGCGCAAGCACAAGCAACAGCAAAGCCAUCCUCCGCAGCGCCGUCGACGUUGAUAUCCGCUUCGUUGGCAACCCCCCCAUUAUCGACAAGUGGCACAGAUGCAGCGACACGCUCAAGCAGCGUCUCUGCUUUCUCCACGCACAGCUCGGACGCGGUCAGUGGUACACCAUUGAUGCCCAAGAGCCGCCGCAAUGACGGUCAUGUCCCUCACAUGCUCUAUCAACGAUGCACUGGAUACCGCAACGACUAUUCCCACUUCACUGACGUUUCCUCGUUUGCAAAUGGCCGCACGGCUCACUCUCUCAACUCGUUGGAGCUUCCAGAUGCUGCUGCUUCCCAGCUGCCGGCCUUUGUUCGACCUCUGCCCCCCAAAAUUGCACCAGAAGACGUCCAAUAUCUCGCCAUUAAGGGUGCCUUGACGCUACCCAACAUUGCUCUGCAGAAUGCGCUGCUCCAGUGUUACAUUGAAUACGUUUAUCCGUACAUGCCGCUUAUUGAUCUGCACCAUUUCCUGAGCAUUGUCGACCGGCGAGAUGGCGCAAAUGGACAGACGAGUCUAUUGCUUUACCAAUCCAUCAUGUUCUCAGCUACAGCAUUUGUCGACAUGAAGCACCUGCGGGAAGCUGGAUACGCCACCCGGAAAGCUGCCAGGAAGGCAUUUUUCCAGAAAACAAGGCUUCUCUACGACUUCGACUACGAACAAGACCGCCUUGUUCUCGUCCAGUCCCUGAUGCAGAUGACGUAUUGGUACGAGACGCCGGAUGAUCAGAAAGACACUUGGCACUGGAUGGGUGUGGCCAUUUCACUUGCCCACACCAUUGGCUUGCACCGCAAUCCUGGUGCAACAAUCAUCCCGGUUUCGAAGCAGCGCCUGCGGAAACGCAUAUGGUGGUCUUGCUUUAUGCGCGACCGUCUUAUUGCUCUCGGCAUGCGUCGACCAACCCGAAUCAAGGAUGAGGACUUUGAUGUGCCAAUGCUGGUGGAGAACGAUUUUGAGAUUCGGCGCCUUGAGGAGGGAAUCAGCGUCGUUUCCCCAGAAUGCACACUGAUUCGAGAUGUCAACAUGCAGCAUGAGCUCGCCCUCAUGUGCAUUUCCAAAGCAAAGCUGUGCUUGUGUAUUAGCCGUAUGCUGAAGACGCAGUACUCGGUGCUCAUCCGUGACAAGAUGACGCCCGAGAACACGACCAAUAGCACCAUGAUGCUGUUCCCCAACAAACAUAUCGGCAGCGUCCAUUCUGUAGACUUGGAGCUCAGCGCCUGGGCUGCGUCGCUUCCCGAUGUCUGCCUGUACCGGCCGCUCAGCCCGGUGGACAUCAGAGACGGCAGGUCGACGGUUGCGGUGCAGCGCACUAUUCUACACAUGGUGUAUCACACCACGAUUUCGGCGCUUCAUCGACCUCAGUUCUUACCAUCGUCACCCAACCAAGCCCCCGCUGCGUCCCUCCAGGCCCAGGAGAUGUCGAGGCUGCGGGUUCGCGAUGCCGCGGCGCAGAUUACGUGCAUGACUUCAGAGCUGCACAACCUUGGGCUCGAGAAGUACUUGCCCACCACGGGGGUGACGGUCAUCCUGCCCGCCAUGAUCAUCCACUUGCUGGAAAUGAAGAGCUGUACACCUCAAGCCCGCGACCGCGCAACCAGGGGCUUCCGCCAGUGCAUGCGCGUGAUGGUGAAGCUCCGGGAUAUGUACGCUGCCGCCGAUUACGCCACUGGCUUUUUGGACGCUGCUCUGAAAAAGGCCGCCAUCGAUCUCAACAAGACCAAUGUUGGCCAAGAGGCCCUGUCUGGCCUGAAACACGACCUGCCGCCCGAGUUCAGCGUUCAGACGCCGCCGCCGGAGAAUGUGCCCUACAUGACUGCCUCGGAGACAUUAUUCCAGCAAAAGACGAAGCCGGCGUUGGCAAAGAUGGCCACGCUGCCCCCAAACAAAAUCAAUGCUGCCGCGCUGGAACUAUCCGCGACCUCACCCCCGCAGACCGACCUUGACUCUGCCGAGCUCACCCCCAGUGCUAGCGGCCAAUCCGAAGAGCAGCAACUUGGUAACCUGGAUACCUUUGCACUGGAUCCCAUUCAAGGAAACGAUGAAUUCGACUGGAACGCCGUAUCCGGGACAGAACUUGACAUUGAUCAGUGGCUCCAGUUUCCCGGGGACGGCAACGGCUCUGGAAACGUCGGCGACAGUGUCAUUGUCGACCUGUUCAGCAGUACGGACCAAGUAGGCAAUCAGAUCACGGCGGGUGGUGACCUCGACUCGGUCGACUUUGACAAUGAUGGGGAUGUCCAAAUGAAGGGCGAAGCAAGUGCGCAGCUGGAGAUUUCCGCGUGA